Molecule: messenger RNA, 3981 nt
Organism: Scleropages formosus (Asian bonytongue)
Lineage: Eukaryota; Metazoa; Chordata; Actinopteri; Osteoglossiformes; Osteoglossidae
Gene: trim62.1
Product: tripartite motif containing 62, tandem duplicate 1
Exons: 6
Coding region: 468-1901 (477 amino acids)
Molecular function (GO): zinc ion binding; protein binding
Source: RefSeq, a predicted model, not a curated record
GAAGGCUGCGUCCCCCCGCGGCGCGCCAGGUGGCCACUUGGUUUGUCUCACAGCGCAGCUCCGCUCCGCUCCUCUCCGCUCCUUCCUGGUCGGACCGGCCGCUUAGAGCCGCCGAGCUACAGCCGGGGGUGGGAGUGAGUGCAGCCUGACUUCGCCGAAGCAGCAGCCGUCCGAACCCAGUCAUGCUCCUGUAGACAACCGCCACGACACCGCGUUCCCUGGAAGCGCCGGACACGGUAAAACUCUGCAACCAGCCUGCCGUGUUUGUCCGGCAAGGAGAACUUCCCCGAACUUGGGGCGACCCGCUCCUCCCGUCAUAAAGAGCGCGGGGAGAAGCCUUGAGGAAGAAGGCAGACUGAGCCCUGCCUUCCCGCCUGCCUGCGCUGCGCAGAGCUCCUGCUCCGUCCUCCUGACGCGUCCAGACCAGGGCACGUGAGACACACCUUCAUGCAGGUUCCUUUGUUCACAUGCAAAUGGCGUGUUGUCUGAAGGACGAACUCCUGUGCUCCAUCUGCCUGAGCAUUUACCAAGAUCCCGUGAGUUUCGGCUGCGAGCACUACUUCUGCCGCAAGUGCAUCACCGAGCACUGGAGCAGGCAGGAGCACCACGGGACCAGGGACUGUCCCGAGUGCCGCCGGACCUUCGCCGACCCGCUGCUCUCCCCGAGCCUCAAGCUGUCGAACAUUGUGGAGCGCUACUCCGCUUUCCCCCUAGACGCCAUCCUCAACGCGCAGAGGAGCUCGUACCCGUGCAAAGACCACGAGAAGGUCAAGCUCUUCUGCCUCACCGACAAGAGCCUGGUGUGUUUCUUCUGCGACGAGCCGGCUUUGCACGAGCAGCACCAGGUGACCACCAUAGAUGAGGCCUUCGAGGAAAUACAGAGGGAGAUGAAGGAACAGCUGACCAGUCUGCAGGACAGUGAGCAGGGACACACCGAGGCCUUGCAGCUGCUUCAGAGGCAGCUCACUGAGACUAAGUCAUCGGCAAAGAGCCUGCGCGCAACUAUAGGGGAGGCCUUUGAGAGGCUGCACCGCUUCCUUCGAGAGCGCCAGAAGAGCAUGCUUGAGGAGCUGGAGGCGGACACGGCUCGCACGCUUGCCGACAUCGAGCACAAAAUCCAACGCUACAGUCAGCAGCUACGUGACGUCAAAGAGGGCAUCCAGAUCCUACAGGAGCGCCUCAGCGAGACAGGCCGUCAUGAGUUCCUGGAGGGUGUGGCACUCACUUCUGAGAGAAUAAAAGGGAAGAUCCACGAAACUAACCUGACCUAUGAAGACUUCCCAACGUCCAAAUACAUGGGGCCUCUGCAAUAUACAAUAUGGAAAAGUCUCUUCCAGGACAUCUCACCAGUACCAGCCGCCCUGACUCUUGACCCCACCACGGCCCACCAGCGGCUCAUCCUAUCGGACGACUGCACCAUUGUUGCCUACGGCAACCUGCAUCCCCAGCCUCUGCAGGAUUCGCCCCGCCGCUUUGAUGUGGAGGUGUCCGUGCUGGGUGCGGAAGGCUUUGGCUCAGGGGUCCACUACUGGGAGGUGAUGGUGUCAGAGAAGACCCAGUGGAUGAUUGGGGUGGCUAGCGAGACGGUCAGUCGCAAAGGCAGCAUCCAGAUCCAGCCCAGCCGUGGCUUCUACUGCAUCGUCAUGCAUGACGGCAACCAGUACAGCGCCUGCACCGAGCCCUGGACCCGCCUCAAUGUCAAAAAUAAGCUGGAGAAAGUGGGCGUCUAUCUGGACUACCCCAAAGGCCUGCUGGUUUUCUACAAUGCUGAUGACAUGUCCUGGCUCUACACCUACCGGGAGAAGUUCCACGCCAAGCUCUACCCAUACUUCAGUCCUGGCCAGAGCCACGCCAAUGGCAAGAACGUGCAGCCUCUGCGGAUCAAUACCGUUCGCCUAUAGGAGCCCGAGUCUUGGACGAGUCACAGCACUGUAAUGCAACCCAUAAGUCAUCCUGGAAACAUCCAUGACACAGGAAUCUAAAACCCAUUCAGUCAUAAAAUCAGUAAUUAAAGAAACAGCGAUACCUUUGUUUGCCCUGUGCUGUCCGGUUUGUGGUUCUGCUGAGAGAUUUGCAGCGUGAGCUAUUGGCAUGACCAGGUCAGUCCUGGUUGAAUUUGUGGAUUUUGGUGCAGUCAUCAAGACGAACGUUAUAUCGCAAGCUGUUGGUAAUACAGUAGUAGGGUGAGGUGGGGUGGGAUGCUGGAAUCCUAUCUGCGUGUGUUUUGACAGUCAGUCAACAGCCAGUCCUUCCUUCUCCCUCCGCUGGUACUUUAGAGAAACUCUGACCAUAACUUUGCUGUCGCUGAUCACUCCUCCGUCGUACCUCCUACGUCGAGGUGCAACUUGUCUACUUAAAGCUUGAACCUGGGAGAAGGGCGUCCUUAUCGCUGCUGUCAGACCCUGCAGACCCAUCUCCCUGUUCUUUCUGGGAACUGGCAUCGCUGGUGAGUUGAGGCCCCGUUAGAGCAAGGGGGGUAUCCCUAUUGCCAAGGCCGCAGGAACUAGAGAGAGAGAAAGUGAGUUCCCCAUCUGUCCUGUUCCUUUCUGUCUGUGUGUCACUUGUGCGUGUGUCAUUUCUCAGCAGGUGUUCGCCACUUUUCCCCUCGUACUGGUUGCUGUUAACCGUUUCCAUAUACAGUACGACACGUAUACUCAGUUUUCUCCCUUUUAUCCAUGACCACAAUAUAUCAGCAGUUACUUUUUCUCACGUGAAUUGCUUGCUUUUUGAGUUUCUAUCAGUCAUUUUUAACCAGUCAGCACCACUUUGCCCAAGUGUGUAAAAACUAUGCUAAAAUUAAUUUUCAUUUGCUCCUGUGGAAUUUUAAAGUGGCCACUGAGCCAGAAACAUUUUAAUACCUCCUGCUGUUGCUCUCGAGAGUUGUUGUGAGCAAAUAUCGAAGAACUCUAAACAUUUUAAUUGUGAACGGAAUAUUCCAUUCAUCUUAAGUAUAAUAUUCCAUUCAUCUGGAAUAUUUUGGAUCUUCCAUUCAGCUGUGAGAACAAUUACAUAUUAGAAUUGACAAAGAUUAAACCAAGGGGGGAAUUUCAACAGAGGGAUGAUGGCUCAUAGCAACAAUAUGAAAAAGAAGGGCCCUUUAUGGUGAAAUCACACUGUCUCAGUCCCUCUGUAUGUUCCCAAGUGCAUUUUUAGUAUUCAUUACAUUGCCAACCAAAGAAAUGCAUUUUUUCUAUGUUUGGUCACAUUAUUUUUAUUAAAUACUUGGUUAUCUUUCACUGUCGUUACACUAGCCAAUCUCUUCAUAAGCCUUGACCUUGCAAAAACAUUUGUCAUUUGAUUCUUCACUCCUGACUUCGGCAACCCUUUUUCACUUGCUAUUAAGGAAUUCUCUGGAAAAAUUCUGCUUAAAGAUGCUUUGAGAUUCCUAGGUUUAUAUUGAGUACGUUUGCUCAGCGGUGAUCCUCAUAGUCUUAAACAGGGAAAUUUUGGGAAUAUGAAUCUACGAGGGGACCAGACAUCAUAAGGAUACGUCUUUGAUGUCUCGAAUGGUAACUGGCAGAGUGCCAGUUGCGACUGGGUUGGAUCUGUCACCCUUGCAACUGAAGACGGAUGCGAAGACCACAACACUCCGUCGAAAGGCGACCUAAUCGAUGAAGCUCUCUCUUCUUGGGCCUUAGUGUUCCCAAAUAUCACGUUUUCUUGUCCUUUGAAGAUCAGAGUGCUGCCAUGCCAUUUUGGAUGUUCUAUCCUGAUCACCGCUUAGAGUGGACUGGUUUGAGGUAAAGCUGCUAAUUGGGUCACUGUGACCCUGGAGUGAGGUGUUGGGGAAGAAGAUGGUGGUGAUGAUGGUGAUGAUUCUGAUGAUUCUGUCUCUUGAGGGCUACCGCUGUGCACAUAUCAUUCUGUACACAAACUUUGAUGUGCUGUUGCAGCUAGAGGUCCAUGAGGAACUUGUUAAUGUAGAAUAAAGAAUGGUACAACUGUCUGUUCUCUUCUUCUUUAGCAAAAUGCACCCCAACA